Phyllopteryx taeniolatus (common seadragon) is the source of this 1746-nucleotide messenger RNA. Its product is annotated as oocyte zinc finger protein XlCOF6.1-like. The transcript has 2 exons. The record is from RefSeq and is a predicted model, not a curated record. Lineage: Eukaryota; Metazoa; Chordata; Actinopteri; Syngnathiformes; Syngnathidae. Gene Ontology annotation, biological process: regulation of transcription by RNA polymerase II. Gene Ontology annotation, molecular function: RNA polymerase II cis-regulatory region sequence-specific DNA binding; DNA-binding transcription factor activity, RNA polymerase II-specific. The coding region runs from base 224 to 1483 and encodes 419 amino acids.
GGCCCCCGCGUUUGGGAUAAGUGAGACAGGCAGCUAUGCUAUUAGUCACAAGAGCCUGCGAACAGCUGCCUUGGCGCGUGUGUGCUCGCUGUCCUCUUCCGUUCAAGGGAGAACCGUAAGAGCACGAUCGAAGAGGAAAAAGGCGGAAGUGAGCGUCGCCUCAAAACGGCACGGAGCACACAAACAGGCACGGAGACGACUACGUUGGGGGGAAAACAUCAAAAUGUUGAAAGUGUUGGUCCGGGAGCGACUCAUUGCGGCCGCCGACGAAAUCUUCGGCUUGUUUGAAAGAACGAUAGCGUCGUACGAGGAGCAACUUUGUCGGGCGAGAGAGGAGAACGAGCGACACCGACGACAACUGGAAGAUGUUAGCAACACUCAAACGGUCAACGGAGACGUCCAGCAGAUGAUCGGUCGUCGCAAAAAACAUCCACCGCACCCUGACGUUAAGGAGGAAGAGGAGGAUGUUAAUGUCAGCAUAUUGCCACUGACUGUCGUCUGUGUGAAGAGUGAAGAUGAUGAAUACGAGUCGUCACAGCUUCAUCAUGAGAGUCCAAAUGAAGACCACUGUGAAGAACAACCAGCAGACAAGCUCUUAGCUCCACUGGCACAUAUUGAAGAUGUAGAAGAACAUUUGAGGACUGGUACAGACUGUGAAGGUGACAACAAACACUCAAAAAGCUCUGAAAAGGAGACAACUGGCAUAAGGAGUCACACACGCAAGGAACACUUUGCCUGCUCAGUGUGUAGUAAAGAUUUUGUCAAAAAGUCAAACAUGAUUCGACAUAUGACACAACACACAGGGGAAAAACCUUUUAGUUGCUCAAUUUGCGGUGAAAGAUUUACUCAGCGGUCCACUAUUAGUAGGCACAUGAGAAGACACACAGGAGAAAAACCUUUUAGUUGUUCAGUUUGUGGCGAUACGUUUGCACAAAAGGUCUCUUUAAUUGCUCAUACAGCAACACACACAGGAGAAAAACCUUUUGCCUGCUCCAUUUGUGGUAAAAGCUUUUCUUAUAAGCACACUUUGAAAUCACACAUGCAAACGCACACGGGAGAAAAACCCUUUAGUUGCUCCAUUUGUGAUAAAAGCUCUUCUCAUAAGUCCAAUUUGAUCCGACACAUGAGAACACACACAGGAGAAAAGCCGUUCACUUGCUCAGUUUGUGAUAAAAGAUUUUCUCAAAAUGUACUCAUGAUGAGACACAUGAGAAGACACACAGGUGAAAAACCUUUUAGUUGUUCGGUUUGUGGUGAUACAUUUGCUCAGAAGGUCUCUUUGGUGGCACACACAGCAACACACACGGGAGAAAAACCUUACACAUGCCCAGUUUGCAAGAGAAGCUAUUCUUAUAAGAAUGGUUUGAAUGCACACAUGCGGACACACACGGGAGAAAAACCCUUUCGUUGUAACGUUUGCGGUAAAAGAUUUUCUUAUAACCACAGUUUGAAGGCACAUGUAAGGACACACAGCGGAGAAUGAAUAUUUUUUAUUUUUUUUGCUCAGUUGGGCUAAAAUGUUGUAUUUUUGCUCUUAAAUAUCCUUAUACUCAACAUUUGAAUUACCAAUAUGAGUUAUUGUGAAGCAUGCCUUGAAAGGAGUUAUGUGAGCUUAAUCUAGCUGCUUACAUUAGAAUUUAUUUUAGUAUAACAUUUACAUUUGGUAUGCAAUUAUCUGAUUUAUGAAAGUCAAAUGUAAUGUUUGUGUUGCUCACAUUCUUUGGAAUAAAGACGUUUCUGAGCUGC